AUGCCCUCCUCCCCAGUAUUGAAAUCGCCAUUAUCCAAAUCAUUAAGAAUUGCACUAUUGCAAUUGAAGGCCGGUGCCGACAAGUCAGCAAACUUGGCCAAAGUCACCAAGUACAUUGAGGAAGCCACUUCGAAAACACCCAAAGUUGAUCUUGUCAUGUUACCAGAAUGCUUCAACUCGCCUUACGCAGUAGACCAGUUUAGAAACUAUGCUGAAAAUAUCCCCGAGGGUGAAACGACGAAAUUGCUCUCCUCGUUAGCCAAGAAACAUGGGAUUUUCAUCAUUGGUGGAUCAAUUCCAGAGUUAUCAUCGUCGGAUAAGAUCUACAAUACAUCAUUGACAUUUUCACCUCAAGGGGAGAUUAUAGCCAAGCACCGUAAGGCGCAUUUGUUUGAUAUCGAUAUUCCAAAUGGAAUCACCUUUCAAGAAUCAUUGACAUUGACCGGUGGUGAUAAAGCCACAGUUUUCAAAUUGGGUGAUUAUGGAAAUGUGGGGCUCGGAAUUUGCUACGAUAUUCGUUUCCCUGAAUUGGCCUCGAUUGCAUCACGUAGCCCAUACAGCUCAUUUGCCAUGUUUUAUCCAGGGGCUUUCAACACCACUACUGGUCCUCGACACUGGCAUUUGUUGGCUAGGGCAAGAGCUGUGGAUAAUGAACUAUAUACCGUGUUGUGCUCUCCAGCUAGAGAUGUUGAAGGAGGCGGAUACCAAGCCUAUGGACAUUCGUUGGUCGUUGACCCCUCUGGUAACAUUAUUGCCGAGGCCGGAGAAGGCGAAGAGAUUUUAUACGCUGAAUUGGAUAAGGAUGUUUUAACAGCAGCUAGAACCAAUAUUCCGGUACAUUAUCAAAGACGAUUUGAUAUUUAUGGAGAUUUCGUCAAUGAUGAAUCCACCAAAGUCAGUGACAAAUAG
This is a messenger RNA of Lodderomyces theae, 909 nucleotides long. It is a transcript of the gene NIT3, whose product is annotated as putative hydrolase. The transcript has a single exon. Gene Ontology annotation, biological process: L-glutamine metabolic process; oxaloacetate metabolic process. Bases 1 to 909 code for a protein of 302 amino acids. Gene Ontology annotation, cellular component: mitochondrion. The record is from RefSeq and is a predicted model, not a curated record. Gene Ontology annotation, molecular function: omega-amidase activity. Lineage: Eukaryota; Fungi; Ascomycota; Pichiomycetes; Serinales; Debaryomycetaceae.